UUCUACAAAAAGCAGAGCAUGGAAAAGAAAAGGGAGACAGAGCAAAGCAACGGUAACAAGGAAUCCGAAUCCAGGACGGAGAGAAAAGGAAAAGGGAGAUCAGGAUGUCGAAUAAUAAGAAGAGGAAACAAAGGGGAAACGAAGAAGGAGGAGAAGAAAGAGAGGGAUUUCUGAGCCCAAAUUGCAGAGUGGUGGAGUAUCUUCAGCCACUGAUGUCGAAGGAGCUGCUAGUCAAGUUCCCGGACAACUCCGCUUUCGAUUUUAACUACUCUGAGAGCUCGAUAUGGUCGCCUCUGGUUCCUCGUAUCCACAAUUAUGGCGGCGGGUUGGAAAACAGGCCGAGGAAGAGGAUGAAGGUGAAGAAAAUGGUGGUGGCAGGGGAGGUGGAAGGAAAAAAUGCCACUUCGUGCAACUUCAGUUUCGGAUUGACGAAGAUGAAGAAGAUGAAGAGGAAGGAAGGAAUAAUGGUGGACUCUGUUUUCUCUUCAAAUCCUGUGGAGGGCUCUGUUACCUGUGUCCCUCUGGCUACUAAGGGUUGGAAUAAGGUGCUGAAAGCUGCCACUAAGCAUUUCAAAAGGAGCAAAACGAAGAUGACGAAGAGGAGAGACUCCCGUGUCAGGCUGUCCAACUAUCUGGUGAAAUUCCCUGAAGAAUUAUGAUCUUCUUCUUCCCCUGAAUUCGCAUUUGCCAGUUCUAUUUUAUGAUAACAAUAUUCUACGUUGUCGAAUCUUCAUUUAUGGAAAUGGAAAAUGAAACGAAAGGUAAGAAGUUCCAUCAUUCAUCAUAAAACAAUGCUGCCAGUCCAUCUCGGGUUGCUCUGGCCGAAUGUCUUUUUUCUAAGAGGACAAGCAAGUGCUGAUCGGCAAAUCGCAAUAGGAGACGAGAAAGCAAAGAAGGAAUUAAAUAGUUGUGGCCGGAAUGUGAUUGACUAUUGAAUAUUGAUAUGGUCCAAGGCUCAACCUAUAGUUUGAAUUGAAUUUCUUGUGUGUGUUUCUUAUCAAUAGAUGGGGGACGAUACCAACAAAGGUUGAAAGAAAGGAGAAGGUUGUGUAUGGAAUUUAUGAAAACGCAUAAUCAGAUGAUUUUUGGACUUGCAUGUUGCGUUAGGUGUCGGAAGAUCAUAUUCCAUUGAGCUAAGAAUUGAACACAUUAUAAAAAUACCACAGCAACGAUUAAAAAUACCUUAAACAUCUCAUACCAUAUUUCAUUGUGAGGUUAAGAUCGUUGCCUCAACACACAUCUCAUGCCAUGUUCCAUUACGCCGCUAAGAGUUGUGUCGCACUGCAAGUUAGUGACAAAUGUUUUGCUUGAUUCAAAUUGUGGGGUGUCGUUGGAUUGGCUGGUUCAAGCAAGAUUUGGUUUUGUUUAGAUGUGUCGAAUAGGUUGUUAUCGAAUUCCAUGUCAAUCAGAAUGCUAAUGAAUCAUGCAUGUAAAUCCUGCAGUCGAUCAGAUCGUAGGCGAUUGAACGCGUUAUGCACAUCGAUUGUGCUUUCGAUUCAGUUCGACACUAACGAAAAAUCAAAACAUAAGUAUCAUCCAUCGAGAUGGUCCAUGUUUACAAUGAUCGAUCAACCCUAACAUGUUGAAACGACUGGCUUUGGACUUUUGACUUGAUUAGCAUCUUCAUCAUUCGGCUGGAAUUGAAAAUCCAGAUUUAUAUAUCGUUAGGACAAACCGCCGAGUAGGGGAGUUAUUCUUACUGCAAACGAAGCUACGUGAGAAGUUAUGCAUCAUUUCGUGAGGAAAAAGCAGAGUAAAAACUGAAUCUUUUCUGCCGGAACCGGCUUGCUAAAGUCGUGAGAGUUGAGACUCUUACCGGAAGAAGUCAAAGUGUAAUUAAAAAGGGAUGACCUUGUAAUUAGACUUCAUUGUGAUUUCGUGAAGAACAACAAUAUUUGUAAACUCACUGACUGAAAUGUCAACAAAUGUCAAACGUGGUGGUGCGGCUAUUUGCUAGGUAUUGAGGAAUUAUUUGGUUGUCAUGCAUUUUUUUUUAUACCAAAGAAAUGCCAAAAAGCAUAAGCAUAGUAAACCGCAUUAGGUCGACAACAACCACACACGCACGAUAUUAUGUAUGCAAUUGAGUUAUCGUCGAUGAAAGAGCUUGUUCUAUCAAUAAAUAAGAAGCUCUAUUCAAUCCUCGGGGGAGACAAAUAACAUGAAAAUGACUAGAAAAUGACUAGAAAAAGGAAUGAAUUCCUUCCUCCAUAGUGGAUCCCACCAUGCAUUAGGUGGUUAAUUGCAGGUACUAUCACGUCGAAUUAUUUAUCGUAUGUUGAUUCUUAGAUAAUAUAUACAACGAUAUAAUUUUUAUAUGAAAAAACAUAGGUAUACAUUUUCUACCAGAACGAAGAAAAUGAUACCGUUUAAUAAAAUGAAACGAUUGGAGACAUUGAACUUCACAUUUAGUAACAGACACAUCGAUAGGAACAUAACAAAAUAUUACAAACCAAUACAUUUGAUAAAAAUCGAUCUAAUACGAAGGGUAAGUUCAAGAAAUCAUACCAAGAACA
Messenger RNA from Linum trigynum, 2513 nucleotides. The record is from the annotation of a GenBank genome assembly. Lineage: Eukaryota; Viridiplantae; Streptophyta; Magnoliopsida; Malpighiales; Linaceae.